AUGUACGAGAAGACGCGACCGGAUCAGCUACCUGGACCUGGUGGAGUCCUCCAUCUCGACAAGUGCACCUACACUCCUCAAGGAGACGACCGAAGCAUCCUGGUCAAAGGUUCUCGGUUUGUUCCCACUCCUGAAUAUGAAAUUAAACUUGAAGGGGUUGAGCACCUUGGCUACCGGCCAACUUUUAUUGCCGGGAUUAGAGACCCUAUCCUCAUCGUCGGUAUCGAGAAAUUUCUAGAGACAGUCAGAAGGUCCACCAGCGAGCAAUUCUCAGAGCUUGGCACCGAGAGGGGCCGGUAG
Cladophialophora bantiana CBS 173.52 is the source of this 300-nucleotide messenger RNA. RefSeq lists its product as uncharacterized. NCBI's taxonomy places the organism in Eukaryota, Fungi, Ascomycota, Eurotiomycetes, Chaetothyriales, Herpotrichiellaceae. The transcript has a single exon. Bases 1 to 300 code for a protein of 99 amino acids. The record is from RefSeq and is a predicted model, not a curated record.